GCUAAAAUACUUUCGAUGAGACGUGUUUAUACAAAGUCUUCUUGAUUUGGUACUGGCAGCGGAAGAUAUGUCUGAAGGUCUUUUCAAUAUAACGUUUGAAAUAGAAGGCGAUAGUCUUGAUGAAAUAAUUCAUUAUAUUGAGGAUGAAAAUAAACCUGAAUUAUCUUCAACGGAUUCCAUGAUAACAAGAGAUCCCAUCUAUAGGACUUAUGCGAGUGUUUCGAGAGAAAAGACUGGUUUGCCACAUGAUCCAGGUUCAACGAACAUCUCUAUAGAGGAAGAAAACGAAACACUGCUCAACGAUAUACUCGAAUUACUUGACAGUGAAGUUUGUGAAUUUCCGAAAGUCAUUCUGCUUUUCGGAAUAAGCGGUGCAGGGAAGAGUGCACUCAUCAAUACAAUACACAAGGCCUUGACGGGCCAAUAUUUCCCGAUUGCAAAACAUGGGAAGGGCGAAGCACCAUCAAUCACUAUGGCAUUGAAUAGAUACGAAAACUGCGGAAUAUCACUGCAAAGGAUAUUCGACAAAUCAAAAAAGGAGAGAAUGAACGAUACAAUACGAAAGUUGCCACACAUUUUGGACUGUUCAGGGCUUCCAGAUGUAAAUUCAAGGGAAUUAAUAGAACUACUUGAGGUUUUGAUAGGAGGUUAUAUUCCUCCUGGAACGCAAAUACCGUACCUGCAGGAAAUACAGACAAAAAACGGCGAAGGUAGUCUUAAGAUACUUUAUAAAGAACCAAAGCCUGAAUGGAAGGUCACCAAAAUAGUCUUCGUACAAGGCUGUGUAGAUGCCAUUCCUAGAAACCUUAUUGAGUGUUUGAAAAAGACCUUGGGAAUCGUUGAUGAAGAUACGUUUAUCUCGAAAUAUCAAGCUGACAUAUUUGUGUUGGUCACUAAAUGUGAUCUAGUAGAGGAUUCCAAAGAUAUCAAUCUCCGAAGGAAAGUUCAAGAGCAAACAAUUAAUAUGGAAGAACUGGAAAAAGUCGAAGCUGAUCUUGCACGGCAGUUUAAUUUCGAGGGAGUCCCAGAGUUUAAUACGCUUCGCUGGGUAAGCUUGACACAAAAUGUUGGACUUGAUAAUCCUUUAGUAGAAAAUAUUGCACUCCAAUUUCUAAAACAGAUGGUUGUACCAAGCGUGCCACGCGUUCAACACUUCGCAACGGUUAUGGAUAGGAAGAGAAGGAUUCAACUCGGCAUUCUCAGAUUCAGAAAAAAUGUAAGCUGGUGUUGUCAACAAACCAAACUAUUGUUAAUUGUUGCAGCUAUGGUCGCCGUACUUGCUGUUGUUUACUAUUUGCUUGUCCAAACAGCUACACCAGAUUCUUCAACUGCCAAAUCAAAUGUCUCCAGCGGUUGAAAUUUAACAUAUAUCACUUCACCUUGAAAAUGUUUAUUAAUAACAUGGAAAGCAGUGACUUUUAGUUUAUGCAUGUAACAAAAUUAAUUGACAUUCGGCUUAAUGAGGUUGCAAUUAUUGAAAUUUCAUAAUGAUCAAAUUUGGUAUUUUGCAUCAAUAAUAACAUAUGAAUUUAAGGCUAAUUUUGAUGCAAUUAGUUAAUUAUAAACAUGUAUACACAUGAUAUAUAUUGUAACGCGACCAAAUUUAUUUUCCUAUUAAACAAAUAGUACAGGUUAUUUCGCAUUACCCGCAGAUUAUUUUCACAUAAUAUUAUGUAGCAUUUAAUUUCCUUUUCACGAUUGAAAAAAUCUAUAGUAGAUACAAACAAGAUGCGUUUUCCUCGCAUGUCAAAACCUUUAAAAUUCAUCCUAUUGAAUUAUGAAGCAAUAAGAAAAUGAAAUCCAGUUGUUUUUUGUCGCAAGCAGAAUACCGAAUUAUUAUUACAUACCUAAAAUUAUUUUCCAUUGGGUUUCAAUGGACAGCGAUCGUGCAGUAUUUAUCUAUAUCAUGACGUGGAACGCUUCCAUAUCGGACGUGGAAUGUUUUCUUAGCGUUGUAAUGGAAAGAAUCGCGUGACAUCCAUGGCGUCCGUUCGCACGUUGUGACAACAAAUUGACGUCAUUUUUGCGGAAAACAUUUAUGCGCGUCAGUUUGAUUUGUUCGUUACAUUUUCGGAGAAUUUCUUUUCGUAUUUUUCUUGUUUUUCGUUAAAGAACGAUAAUUUAGACAUAAACUAAUUACUUGAUUGUGGGUAUGUAAUAAAAAGGUUAUCAACUUUGUAUGUGGAUAUAUGCACUCGUUCUUUCGCGGAUAAUAUUGCGCUCAUAAAGUCGCGCAAUAUUACCGCUGCAGAACUCGUGCAUAUAUCCACAUACAAUGUAAAUAACCUAUAAUUGUGUAUCAACCAUUGUUUGUUUUAAAUUUACCUAAAAAUCGCAUAAUCGCUAUAUAAUAGUCAUCAGUCCAUGUGAACUCGGAGAUUAGAAAAAAUCAAAUUAAAUCAUAGACUUGCACCAGAUGAGGAAAAGCAAUAUAUUAUAUGGAGUGUCUGUUAUUAGGCGAAGCGUGUUGGAUUCGAAUCGUGUGCAUGUCAAUAAUAUUUAUUUUUGGCUUAAUAAUCAUUAUCGUUACAUGAAAAAUAGAUCGUGUCUGCUUUAUUCGUAUUAAGAAAGCCAGCUUUGAUAAUGUUUACCCAUGAUCUAAGAGAUCCGUAUAUUUCAAGUGGAUAUGAAGGCAAUGCUUUAAUUCUUUAACUGGAAAAUUACAUGAGUCUUCACUUUUGUUAUCAUUUUUCAUCUCUAGAAUAGCAUAUCAUCUUUUUCAGCAAUGUACAAAUGUACAUUAGCAAUGUACAAAUGUUUGAAUAUUAUUCAAUCAAGUUUUUCAAGAUAAAAUAUUAAAUGUAUUUGUCUCAUGUAACUGUAUACUCCAGUUACUAGUAGCAUUUUUUUUCUAUUAGUUGUAUGAAUAUUGACAUUUAAUGGUUAUUCAUUUACAUUGUACCACAUUAACCAUUCAUAAAUGUAUGUUGUUGCUGCGCUGUAUCGAGUAAGUGGAGCAAAAAGUAGUUUUCACAAUUCCGCCGUAAUUUCUAAUGUAUGUUUUAAUAAACAUGAACACUUCAUGAAUUUUUUUCCCGAAUUUAACUGUAUAGCACUGAUAACCUGCCAACUUAUUUUAGGUAGUAAAUAAAUAUGCAAGUUAAUGUCAAGGUGUACAAGUUUUUCUCUAUUUUUCAAAGUAUCAAAAAAUUUCAAAUAGUCGUGCUCAAAGCUAUAAAAUGCUUAUUUUAUUGCCAACAUGAUAAUUAUUUCACCUGUAAAAUCUAUAUAUUAAAGAGUAUUUCAUUUCAAAAGCAAUAUCAAGUAUCAACAUAAUGUAUUUUUAUGCUUACAUUAGAUCUGAUAUAUUGAUUAAAAGGAUUAUGUAACUUAAUCUGUGGCGCUAAUGAUGGCUUUGAUUCAGAUAAUGCAUGUUUAUCGUCCCUGAAUGAUUCUAACUGCCAUGCAAUGAGACGAUGGCAUUCAGUGAUAUAUAACCUAAAAUACCUCUUUUGAAUUGAAAACAUUCAACGAAGCAAAUUAUGACGAUUAAAUAAACAUGCCCUUCAAAAGUCUGAAGUCAAGUAGGAAAUAUCUGCAAAUUUUGUCCAAAUAUGAGAUAUAAGCAAUCUGUUUUUCUGGCUCAUUGACAUGUUUAAAUUCAUAAAGUACUUACAUAAAGCUAUGCUUCAGUUUGCCUAGUACCAAUUCAUGUCGUUUAAGAGGCUAUAUAUUAUUUGGCAUAAUUUAUAUAAUUAUUCUUAAGAAAAAAGUAGUUUUUUUUCACAUUUGCCUUAACUGUACAAGAAAAGAUUUUCACCACAAUAUGAUUUAGUACCAGAAAAGUAUUUAUUUUGAUUUAGCUUCGUACAGAUAUGUUAAUGUAAUGUUUGACAUGUUUAAAUUCAUAAAGUACUUACAUAAAGCUAUGCUUCAGUUUGCAUAGUACCAAUUCAUGUCGUUUAAGAGGCUAUAUAUUAUUUGGCAUAAUUUAUAUAAUUAUUCUUAAGAAAAAAGUAGUUUUUUUUCACAUUUGCCUUAACUGUACAAGAAAAGAUUUUCACCACAAUAUGCUUUAGUACCAGAAAAGUAUUUAUUUUGAUUUAGCUUCGUACAGAUUUGUUAAUGUAAUGUACUUUCCUGCUAAACAAAUAAACAAGAUUAGAUGAUGGCGUAUAUGUACGAUUUUUACCAAGUCUAGUGAAUGACUAUAGUAAACAGUUCAUUAGAUUUGUCGAUCAGUCGACCAAACGGAUUUAUUUAGCUCAUGUGGAACCAUUUAAAGAUCUGUGCAAGGAUGUUUCUGACAAAGUAUGGCGAAUAUCCAUCGAUUAUUUCAUGUGAACAAUUUGUUAAAAGUUAUUUUUGGUUUGCUCUAACAACUCGUACAUAAAAUUGUUGUUCUUCAAAUUGCAUUCAUGAUUACCAAAUUUUUAAGUGAUAUAUAAAAGCGUUUGUAAAAAUGAGAAAUAAAAUAUAUCGUUCGUGA
This is a messenger RNA of Mercenaria mercenaria, 4429 nucleotides long. RefSeq lists its product as uncharacterized. The transcript has 6 exons. The coding region runs from base 68 to 1357 and encodes 429 amino acids. NCBI's taxonomy places the organism in Eukaryota, Metazoa, Mollusca, Bivalvia, Venerida, Veneridae. The record is from RefSeq and is a predicted model, not a curated record.